GUGACUUUCCUGACCAUCUGGCAUUUCCCAGCACCCCAAGAGGUGGCUCUUGGUCUUUUCUGCGGAAGUGAUGUGGGAAAACCUCUGAUCACAGCUAUGGAUUCUCAGACCCAUAUUACCCAGAACACCCUGAGAGGAAUGCAGCCACGCCCACACAAUGAAGCGUCAGAAAAGAGAUUUCCGUUGGGACGUUCCCGAUAGGGGUGGAACUUCCGGAGUCUUUCUGCAGCGGGCAUUUUGCUUCGGCCGUAAUCCGUUCAAGUUUGUGUUUUAAAGCUCCAGACCGCUGAGUGCUGGUAGAGAUGCCGGGGCGGGGAAGGCGCCAGAGUCGCGGUCCACACAGCACACACGGCAGCAAGAAGCUGGACGACGCUCCCCAUGUGACUUGCGCCAGGGCCGGGUCAGGGGCGGUCGACCCGGGAGCGUCCUCUGGUACCUCUGUUACCGCCCAGCCUCUCCCACGGAGUCCUUUGGCGGCCGUGCGGAGACCCCCCGCCGAGGCUGGUGUGACCUUUGCGGACAUUGCCCUGUACUUCUCCAGGGAAGAGUGGUGCCUCCUUGAUGAAGAUCAAAGACGCCUGUACCUGGAUGUGAUGCUGGAGAACUUUGAACUAAUAAUCUCAUUGGGUUGCUAUUGUGGAGCAGAGAAUGUGGAAGCACUGAUUGAACAGACUGUUCCUGUAAGAGUGUCACAGGCAGAGAAUCUCAAGGUAGCCUUGUCUUCAGUGAAGAGCCACCCCUUUGAGAGUUGUGGGCCUGUCUUGAGACAUAUUUUCCACUUGAUUGAUCAUCAGGAAGUACAAAACAUCCAGAAACUGUUGAGGUGUAGAGCAUGUGCAAAACAAUUUCAUUACAGUACAGAUAUUUACCAGCACCAGGAGCACCACCUGAGAGAGAAGCCUUUUGUGAGAGGUGUGGACAGGGUGUCACUUGCCAAGGCUUGCAAUUAUACUGUGUCUCAGAAGUUUUUUUCCUCUUGGGACUUUGGAUUGGACAUCCCUAUCCAGUCAGAACAUCUCCAUCAAGAGGCUACUCACACCAUGGACAGGCUGGAUGAAAUCUCAAUGACUCGAGUGACUAUGCAACGAAAAAAUUAUUCCACCCUGAAUGAGUGCAAAAAAGCUGUUGACUGCAGUCACACAUAUGUUCAGAGCAAGAGUGUUUCUCAUUGGAGACAGUGUUUUGUGUGCCGUGAUUGUGGAAAAUAUUUUGCUAGAAUUCCUAGUUUUUGUUAUCAGAAAGUUAACAAUGGACAAAGGCUGUAUCAGUGCAGUGAAUGUGGGAAAUCUUUCAUCAAAAAGGGUGAAUUUCAUUCUCAUCAGAGAGUUCAUAAUGGAGAAAAGCCUUAUGAGUGCAGUGAAUGUGGCAAAUCUUUUAAAACAAAAUCGAUCCUUCAUCGUCAUCAGGCAGUUCACACUGGAGAAAGGCCCUAUCAGUGCAGAGUAUGUGGGAAAUCUUUUAAACGUACCCAUAACCUUUAUUGUCAUCAGAGACUCCAUACAGGAGAAAGACCUUAUGAGUGCAAUGAAUGUGAGAAAUCUUUCACCAGUAGCACUCACCUCCAUUAUCAUCAGAGAGUUCAUACAGGAGAAAGGCCUUAUGAAUGCAGUAAAUGUGGGAAAUCUUUCAUCAGUAGCACUAACCUCCAUUAUCAUCAGAGAGUUCACACAGGAGAAAGGCCUUAUGAAUGCAGUAAAUGUGGGAAAUCUUUCACCAGUAGCACUAACCUCCAUUAUCAUCAGAGAGUUCACACAGGAGAAAGGCCUUAUGAGUGCAGUGAAUGUGGGAAGUCUUUUUGCAGUAGCACUGGCCUCCGUAUUCAUCAGAGACUUCACACAGGAGAAAGGCCUUAUGAAUGCAGUGAAUGUGGGAAAUCUUUUUGUAGUAGCACUGGUCUCCGUUACCAUCAGCGAUUCCACACAGGAGAAAGACCUUAUGAAUGCACUCAAUGUGGGAAAUGUUUUAAAAGAGUUCAUCACCUUCAUUGUCAUCAGAGUGUUCAUACUGGAGAAAGGCCUUAUGAGUGCACUGAGUGUGGGAAAUCUUUUCGUGGUGUCACUGACCUCCGUUUUCAUCAGAGAGUUCACACCGGAGAAAGGCCUUUUAGUUGCAGUCAGUGUGGUAAAUCUUUCAUCCAAAAGCAUCAACUUCAUCGUCAUCAGAAACUUCACAUGGGAAAAGCCUUAUAAACGCAGUUAAUGUGGGAAAUAUUUUAGCCAAAAUGAUUCUAUCCUUCCUCCACACAUGAGUUGAUAUGGGAGGAAGGUCUUAGAAGUGUAGGAAAUGUACACUUUGUGUGUGUGUGUGUGUGUUAACAAUACUGGAGGAAACUUUUUUAAGCAUUAUGUUUGGGAAUCAAACCUUAUACAGCCAAACAUGAACAGUAGGAAAGUCCCCUAUAAUUUUUCUUUGUAUGGAAGGCCUGUGUGUCCAUGUUGUACUUUCUUUAUUUAUCCAGGUCUCUUUUCAGAUUCAUGUCACUGCAAAUUUCUGUACUGAAGAUAUUUCACCUUCAGCACCUAUAAUGUUCCCAGAGAUGCAUGAGUCAUCAUCCUAAUGUGCUCAGAGAAGGUAACUGUUUUUUGAUUUGUGGAAGGAAAAAAAGUUAGGAGUAGCCUAAUUUUCAGGGCUUUAUUCCUUUCACUCCUACUCAUUGGCAUAGACCUUGCUCAGUUUGGGCCUACAGAAAAUCACCUGAGUUCAGCUGUCAACUUGCAGAAGGACUGCCUUUUUGGCAACAUGCAUUUUUUGCAUACUAGUAAUUUUGGGUGUCUACAAGACACAAAUACAGGAACUGCCAAGCUAAUCACAUUUUGGUUUGUAAAGGCCUUUUUCUUAAGUCUAAUCUUGGGUGCUCUAUUUAUUGAAUAGGGUAGUUUAUAAAACAGUUUUUUGCCUUACAAACAGAGAUGUGAACAACUUUCAUGUGUGUCUCAAACUUUCUCUGCCUCCUUGGGGACAGUUUGGUACAGAAUUUAACUCAGCAGCUUUUUCCAAACUUGCAUCCCUGCUUAUAUCCACCCAGGCAAGACCUUGCUUUCCCUAGUUCUCAUGAGAAGCUUCAAUGCUGUGAGUUUUGGGAGACACAGAGAUCACUCCAAAGAAGCAGUAGCUUUAACAACCUCAGAUACAUCUUGCAGCAGCAUGGAUUUUUUUUGUUUGUUUGUUUGUAAAGUAUGGCAAGUCUUCUGAAGGGAAGCUUUGGCCAGGUCUUGCAAAGGGCCAUGUGCCAUGAAGUGUGCAGUUCCAUAGGUGAUGGUCACUAUUAGUAGCCCGCAGAGGUUACGGGAGACUGUGAUUACAACAGAAACGCUGGCCUACUAGGUGCUGGAGAGACUGCAGCCAUUGAGAUGUAGUAUGCCUCUUCUUAGUGUGCAACCAGAAACAUUUCUGAGAAAAAGACUGCAGGAUCAGUGUGUACACAAAUCAAUGAAUCUGCAGAAAUAUUUUUCUUACAUACUGUCAUUAAAUAGAAUCCAAAGUUUUUCUGAGUGUAAUGACAGCUCAACUGGUUACAAUGUUAUCUUUAUGCCAAUGUUAUGAUUUCAAUGUCUGGUUAGGGCACAUACAAGGGCACAUAUCGUAAGGGGAACAACAAAUGUAGAUUUGUCUCUCUCUCCUCACCCCCACUCUCCCUUUAGCCCUCAUAUCCUUCUGUCCCUCCCUCCCCUUCUUCUUGCUUUCUUUCUAAAAUAAAUAAAAUAUUUCAUGUCAGAACCACUGGUGCCCUUGUAGAAAGAAAAAUAAAGUGUAUCUGUAGUCGAGGGAUGUUGCUAUUUUGACCCAGGCAGGAGUCAUCUUGGUUUCACUCAGUAUUUAUUGUUGGCUAUAUUUGCUGUUACUGAGCCAAAGUCUCACUUAGAGCAUAUGAGAACAUGUUUUGAAUAUAGAAUUGCUAAACCUAUUUUUAAAAGUAUUUGUCGCGGUUCGAUUCCCAGUCAGGGCACAUGCCAGGGUUGUAGGCAGGUUCCCUGCAGGCCAGUUCCCUGCAGGGGACGCACGAAAGGCAACCAUACAUUGAUGUUUCUCUCCCUCUCUCCUUCCCUUCCCCUCUAAAGAUAAAUAAAUAAAAUCUUUAAAAAAAAAAUAAAAAUAAAAAUAAAAAUAAAUAAAUAAAAGUAUUUGGACAUACAAAUUUUUUAAGUCUUGUACCAUUUUUUAAAAGCUUUAAUUAGUAAAAUUACAUUUCAAGGAUAAUAUUUGAUUAGUGUUCACUUAUAUAUGAUAUUAAAACCAUCACCAUUUUCAUAAUACUGCCCAUUACUGUCAUUGGAAAUUCAUGGAAAUUUUAAUCUUUCAUGCCGUCACAGGUCUAUAAGUAAACAUUGACUUAUAUUCCAUUGUAAUAAUAACUGAGAAUAACUGUUUCUUUUGCUUUCAUUUCCAUUGCAUAUGUGUUUGGAGAUUUAUUAAUGAAAUAUUAGUAACUCAUCUGUUUUAGCUAAGAAAUAAUCUUUGAAGUUUGCACUAUAAAUUUAUCCAUUCAAAAUGAUAAUUUCUAAUUUUUUACUUUAAAUGUAGUACAGAUAUUUAUAUAUAAUUUUCUAACAUGGAUAUAUGUUUCUUUCAUUUUACCUUUGUCAAUUACAUAGGGCACAGUUUGAGUUGUAGAGUAGGCGAAUGUUUUAAUACAGAGAUUCUCAAUUUGUGAUCCAGUGUGUGAGAUUCAGCUCCUUUACAUCCUAGCAAAUAUUUGGUUAGUAAAUCAUUUUUUAUAUGACUUUUAAAAAGAAUUUGUAGAGCUACCUCACUGUUGUUUGAUUGUAUUAUUCUAAGGAUGUAUGGUGAGCCUGAUCUCAGACGUGUAUUUGCUAUGUCUGUACCUUUGUUACAUGUCUGAUCCUAUGUUCAACCCACUCUGAUAGGAGUUUCUAGUGGUUUUCUAUAAAAAAAGGACAGAAACAACAAAGAUGCAUGUCGGAA
Molecule: messenger RNA, 4923 nt
Organism: Artibeus jamaicensis (Jamaican fruit-eating bat)
Lineage: Eukaryota; Metazoa; Chordata; Mammalia; Chiroptera; Phyllostomidae
Product: zinc finger protein 211-like
Exons: 3
Coding region: 303-2189 (628 amino acids)
Biological process (GO): regulation of DNA-templated transcription
Source: RefSeq, a predicted model, not a curated record